AUAAACUCACACUUCACUUGAUAUGUAACAUGUGCCGUUUCAAACUAUAUUUAGUUAUCUUAUCAUACAAGGUCGCUUACCUACUAUAAAUAUGAUCAGAUCAAAAAUGACACUUAUACGAAAAUAUUCAAUAAUUACUUUACUUCUCACCUGUGUGGAAUGCUGCAUUCGUCCAGCACCACCAGCGGAAAAUUUCACCUUCGCGUCUUAUUAUGGAGAUCACAUGGUUCUUCAACGAGGGCCAAAGCAAGCGAUUAUAUGGGGAUAUGGUCCUACACCCGGAAGUAACGUCACUGUGAUGCUCAGCGGAGAAACACCAAUUAGCGUUAAGGUAGAUAAAGGAAACACGUGGAAAGUCAAACUAGCGGCAGUUACAGACUCAAAACCACAUACAAUAACAGCGAUGUCUUCAGCAGGAACGAUCAUGUUAAGUGAUGUCUUAUUUGGUGAUGUAUGGAUCUGUUCUGGUCAAAGUAACAUGGAGUUUAUUAUGAACCAUGUAGACAAUGCCACUGAAGAGAUCGCCGAUGCUGUUAAUUAUCCGGAUAUAAGAAUUUUUACAGUUGCCAUGGAAUCUUCUGCGGUACCAUUAUCUGAUCUAAAAAGUGUGGAGGAAAUUUGGUCUCUCCCAAACAAAGAAACGCUUGGAGGCGAUGGCUUCUUUUCAGCCGUAUGCUGGUUAUACGGGAAACGACUUUACAACAAGUUGAAAUAUCCAAUAGGGCUAGUAGCGUCAACAUGGGGAGGGACACCUAUAGAAACCUGGUCCGAUACAGCAGCCCUCAAGAAAUGUAAUAUUCCAACAAUUAAUAAUAAAAUGAAUGUAUCAUGGGUGCCUACUGCGCCGUCACUUUUAUGGAACGCUAUGAUGUUCCCACUAACAAAUAUGACCAUAUACGGUGCAAUAUGGUACCAAGGUGAGGCAAAUGCGAUUCCUCCAGCAAACCCAAACACGUAUAACUGUACGUUUCCAGCAAUGAUAUCAUCUUGGCGGGAAAACUUUCAUCUUAAUUCUGAAAUGCAGACAGACGAGCAAUUUCCAUUUGGAUUUGUGCAGCUUGGUCCAUGGCGAAAUGAUUCAACAAUAUCAACGGGAUUUCCUGACGUCAGAUGGCAUCAGACCGCAGACUAUGGUUACGUUCCUAAUGCUAAAAUGAACAAAGUAUUUAUGGCCACAGCUAUGGAUCUCCCAGAUUAUAGUUCACCUUAUGGCGGUAUUCAUCCAAGAGACAAACAAGAUGUUGCAGAUCGUCUGCUUUUAUCCGGUCUAUCAGUAGCAUAUGGUAGAAAUGCUGGGAAGUACCAAGGUCCAUUUCCGACAAAAUAUUUUAUGGACACAAACAGUAAAACUUACCUGAUUACCUAUGAUGAUGAUAGUGCUGAAAUAGAUGUAAGAUCUGCAGAAGGAUUUGAGGUAUGUUGCUCUGAGGAUAAGACAUCUGAUUGCAACACUGUCGAUUCUACAUGGAUAGCAGCUCCAAUUACAGACCAUGAUAAACAGACUGUAUCGAUAUCUUAUAAAGGUUGUGCUAGUCCUUACGUGGUGGCUAUAAGAUAUGCAUGGAGAGAAUCACCAUGUCCUUUUAAAAAAUGUGCUGUAUAUAGCGUUGAAAACAAUUUACCAGCACCUCCAUUUAUUCAGCUUAUCGCACAACCCUCAGACACUUUGUUGUUUCAUUAUGGAAAUGUCGUUAUUCCAGAAGUGAUUAAACAUUAAGAAAAGACAAACAAUAUGCUUUAAUACUUUGUACACUCAUGUAUGAAUUAUAUGCCUGUAUUUAUUUUUUUCUUAUUUUCAAUCGUUUAUAAAAUUAAGAAGCUGUGCAACCUAUUAAAUUAAAUCCUAUAUAACUA
Molecule: messenger RNA, 1854 nt
Organism: Mytilus californianus (California mussel)
Lineage: Eukaryota; Metazoa; Mollusca; Bivalvia; Mytilida; Mytilidae
Product: sialate O-acetylesterase-like
Exons: 9
Coding region: 92-1717 (541 amino acids)
Biological process (GO): carbohydrate metabolic process
Molecular function (GO): sialate O-acetylesterase activity
Source: RefSeq, a predicted model, not a curated record